UUGUUAUGAUUUAACAAAAAAUUCACUUACAUUUUCUUGUAAUAUGACUCAAAUAAUAUUCAUUUCUUUCUAAAAAAUUCACUUUAUGCUAUUACUUUACUUGUUGUGGUUUAACUAAAAACAUAGUUUUUUAUUUAUUUACAAAGCCGAAAUUGUUAUGCAUAAAAAAAUAAAACCAAACUGAUACUAAACCAUAUUCUCAAUUCUUUCACUCUGAGAAUCAGCUGCUCAUCCCUCUAUCUCUUAUUUAUGGGCUCUUUUUUUUUUUUUUUUUUUUUUUUUCCUUCCCUUAUUGCUCGUAUGUGAUCUGGAAUCUUCCUGACAAUGAAAGGAUAAACAUUAGAUCAGCUGACAAGUUUGCAAGACAAACAACAAACAAACUAAGAAGGCACAAUCAUCAGCAUUUUCUAAUGAAUAUAUUUUGUAUAUUUGCUUUUUUGUUGUUGAUAUAAUUGUAAAAUUGUGUUAGGACUGUUUUUGGAUAUGUAUUCUUUCUUUAACUUCUCAUCUUUAUACAUUUUCUUGUUUUGCCUCAUAUGUGAUGUUGAAGAUUCUAUAGUUUGUUAAAUAUGUCAUAUGUAGCUCAACAAUAAAAUGAAGAUAAAAAAUUAAAGAAAUAAUGAGUUUAAUGAUCAUUUUCAUGGUUUUGUAAAGAUGAAAAGAAAUUAUUUUACCUGUCUGUGUUCUUCCUUUUAAAAAGAAUUUCCUGCAAUGAGAGAAGAAAAUGAAGCUAAAGAAAUGAAAAGAAGAAAAAAUGUAGAUAAGAAUAAGUCAGAAAAAAGAGGAAAGGAAAAUGAAAGAAUAUGAGUAUUGAAGGAUAAAUAUAAAGUCUGUUUGAAAUUUGAAUUUUGAAAUUGAGAAUUUGGCUCCAUUGAUUGGAUUCCGUGUCAACCAAAAUCUGGCUUAUAGUUGGCAUGUAAUGGAACUGACUUUUUGAAGAGCAAAAUAAAUCAAACUAUAAGCUUUUUAUAGUUAAAUGACAUCAUAGUAGUUAAGUGAGGUCAUUUAGUUAGAAAAAGUAAUUUUAAGACAAAAUUUACCCUUAAAAGUGAUAUGUGGCAGCCAAUCAUUGAUGGGCAAAAAUAAGUUUUCCACAACAUCUUCCCUUCUUAUAUUAAGAGAGAUAUUCAAAGUUGAGGAUUCUGUUUCCAUGGCCUCUAAAACUGAAAGCGGGAGUCCAAGAGAUACCCCACCAUCACCGCCAAAGAGUAUAUACAAGGAUCCAGAUGAUGGGCGACAACGGUUUUUGCUGGAACUGGAAUUUGUUCAAUGCCUUGCAAAUCCUACCUACAUACACUAUUUGGCUCAGAACAGAUAUUUUGAGGAUGAAGCAUUCAUUGGGUACUUAAAGUAUCUACAAUAUUGGCAACGCCCUGAAUAUAUUAAAUUUAUCAUGUAUCCUCACUGCCUCUAUUUUCUCGAGCUUCUUCAGAAUGCAAAUUUUCGCAAUGCAAUGGCACAUCCUACCAAUAAGGAAUUGACACAUAGACAGCAGUUCUACUUCUGGAAGAACUAUAGGAACAAUCGGCUAAAACACAUUUUACCAAGAUCACUUGCAGAACCUAGUGCUGCGCUUCCUGCUCCUGCUUCAACUCAACCCCAGCCACCUGUGCCUGCACUACCACCAGUACCUGCUACAAGCGUUGCGGUGACAACAUCUUCUAGUCAAGCUCCUUCUCCAAUGCCAUAUGGUAUACCCCCUGGCUCCGGUAUUGCAAAAAAUGACAUGAGGAAUACUUCAGCUGAUAGAAGGAAAAGAAAGUGAGUGCUUUAUAUAUGAAACACUUAAUACUUUCUUUCUUCCUUCGCAGAUAGAUGGGAGUUGAAGUAAUGAUAAUGAUAGGGCAAAAAAUUCCGCGCAAAGAAAUUAUUUUUAUUAGUUAUUUUCUGUGACCUAUUUUUAGUUUGGUAGCACAAUGCCAAUUGAAAAUACAUAUGCAGCCGGUUGGAACUUGUUAGAUUCGUAGGAAUGAAUUGUAAAAUUAUUUCACAAAUUUCAAAUUAUCUUUUAAUGGAUUCUCCUCUACCUGAAAUAGUUUUUGUAUGUUACAAAUGAUGAAAGGAGUAUGUCUGUAUUUAAA
Medicago truncatula (barrel medic) is the source of this 2081-nucleotide messenger RNA. RefSeq names its product mediator of RNA polymerase II transcription subunit 31. Gene Ontology annotation, biological process: regulation of DNA-templated transcription. Gene Ontology annotation, molecular function: transcription coregulator activity. NCBI's taxonomy places the organism in Eukaryota, Viridiplantae, Streptophyta, Magnoliopsida, Fabales, Fabaceae. Gene Ontology annotation, cellular component: mediator complex. The record is from RefSeq and is a predicted model, not a curated record. Bases 1073 to 1765 code for a protein of 230 amino acids. The transcript has 6 exons.